Messenger RNA from Ceratitis capitata (Mediterranean fruit fly), 1804 nucleotides. RefSeq lists its product as uncharacterized. NCBI's taxonomy places the organism in Eukaryota, Metazoa, Arthropoda, Insecta, Diptera, Tephritidae. The transcript is spliced from 4 exons. The record is from RefSeq and is a predicted model, not a curated record. Bases 206 to 1462 code for a protein of 418 amino acids.
UCGAGAAAGUACAGUUCGCGAAAGGAAAUUACAAAAGAGUGCAUACUGGAAGCACAAACGUUUGCAGUAAACUUCCACACUGCAUAUUUUGACUUACCAAGGCUCACAUUUGAUACAUUCGAGCAAAUGAUUUAACCAAUAUAUUAUUAUUAACAUCAAUAAUAAUAAAUAUUAGAAAGCAAAAAGCAAGGGAGAGAAAUAAGACAUGGCCGUCGCGACAGUUAAUUACACCUCCGGCCUAUACCAAAAAUUGCUGAAACAUAUAGUUGGUGAAGCGGCAGUACUGCAGAAUGUCGUAGUGAUACCCCAAAGACCCCGCAGUAUCUAUUGUAGUACUAUGUAUCGUCUUCAUUUAAGGUAUACCCUGGAAAAUGAAAGUGAAGAAUCUGAAGAGGAAGUUGAACACCAAGAAGCUGGGGCUAAAAACCGAGUUAUAAAAAUUUUUGUUAAAGAUGUCCCAUCCGCUUUUUUUUCUAUUUCCAAAGAGCACAUCUUAUAUGGAGAAAUUUUACCCAGGAUUAAUCAAAUCUUACAUUAUUGUGGAACAACGCGGAUAUCACCAAAGUUAUAUUACGCCCUAACUCAAGGCGGAUCAACACACAUGCUGGAAGACCUCUCAGCUAUUGACUAUGUGACGCGACCACGUACUAUUGGUUAUAAUGAAGACGAAGCACGUUUUAUUAUCAAGCGUUUAGGCGAGUUUCAUGGGGCAUCUUAUUUCUAUACGUCAUCGCAUUCCGAAAUCAUCGGAAAGUUGCAACGCAUAUAUCAAGGCAGUUUGGAGUCCAAUAACAUUUUCCUGGAGGAAAAAUUGGUAUAUAAUAUAGAAUAUGCUAGUGAUAUUGUUGGCUCUUGGCCUGGCUAUGAAUGCAUUGCAAUGAAAAUGCGUAGAAAUACGCGUGAAACGUUUCGUAAUAAAUUUUUACCAUUAUUUGAUGUAGGCGCUGCUAAAUUCAGUGUAAUUACGCAUGGUGAUAUGUGGGUAGAAAAUGUACUGUUGAAGUACGAUGAGGAUGAUGGCUUACCGGAGGAUGCUAAAUUUGUGGAUUAUCGUAAUUGCAGUUAUAGCAGUCCCGCUUUCGACUUACAUAAUUUUCUUAUAACCAGCCUACAAUUACCUGUACUUAUGAAUCAUACUGCUUCACUGAUUGAAGAUUAUUAUUCGUCAUUCUAUUCAGUUUUACUUAGUAUACACUAUCCUCACGAUAGAAUACCAACAUUCGAUUGCGUUUUGUCGGAACUACGCCGCACCGAAUAUUAUAGUUACUAUUUACUUAUGUAUCCAUUCGCUGAAGCUAUGUUAAGCGAGGAUUUAGCGUAUGAAAAAUCGUCUUCCCUUAAUAAUGUAGAUAGUGAUCUGUUGGAGCGUUGCCGAAAAAAUAUCUAUAGCAAUCCACGUGUUUUGGAAACGUACAAAUAUAUAUUGAAGACUUUUGAACAGAAUCAUUUACUAGACGAAUAGAGAGAAAUAUAGUGUAUAUGUGUAUAUGCAUGUAUUGUAUAUGUACCUACAAGUGUAAAUAGGUAUAAGUUAAUUAAUCAAAAUCAAAUUUAUCAAAAGUAUUGUUUAAGUAUAUAGUUUAUAUGUACUGUUGUGUAUAUGAAAAUGUCUGUGGAGGUCUUCCAGUUUUUGUUUAGCAGAAAUUCAAAUUCAACUUUUUUAUAUAGAUUUGACAAGCAGCAAUGUACAUAUUUAUAUUAAUAAUUUUUUUCUUUUAUUGAUUUGUGUUGUCUGGAGUUUAUAUUAAAGUUACGAUUUUUUAAUUUCUAAUAUUCUAGAUUUAAAAAAAAUAUGUAUCAAUAG